Messenger RNA from Carassius auratus (goldfish), 1401 nucleotides. RefSeq names its product sialic acid synthase-like. Gene Ontology annotation, biological process: carbohydrate biosynthetic process. The coding region runs from base 1 to 1059 and encodes 352 amino acids. The transcript is spliced from 6 exons. Lineage: Eukaryota; Metazoa; Chordata; Actinopteri; Cypriniformes; Cyprinidae. Gene Ontology annotation, molecular function: N-acylneuraminate-9-phosphate synthase activity. The record is from RefSeq and is a predicted model, not a curated record.
AUGGCUGCUGAGUUUGAACUUUGUCCUGGAAGAAAAAUUGGAGGCUCCAACCCUUGUUUUAUCAUCGCUGAGAUUGGACAGAACCAUCAAGGGGACAUAGAAAUCGCCAAAAAAAUGAUCAGAAUGGCAAAGGACUGUGGAGCUGAUUGUGCCAAGUUUCAAAAGAGUGAGAUCGAACACAGAUUCACCAAACACGCUCUGGAGCGUCCCUACACGUCCCCUCACGCCUGGGGGCCGACCUACGGGGCUCACAAGCAUCAUCUGGAGUUCAGUCACCAGCAGUACAGAGAACUGCAGCAGUACGCCAAUGACAUCGGCAUCUUCUUUACAGCAUCAGGGAUGGAUGAGAUGGCAAUUGAAUUUCUUCAUGAAAUCAAUGUGCCGUUUUUCAAAGUUGCCUCAGCAGACACCAACAACAUCCCUUACCUGGAGAAAACAGCCAAAAAAGGUCGUCCCAUGGUGAUAUCUAGUGGAAUGCAGUCGAUGGAGACCAUGCACUGUGUUUACCAAACCGUUAAGAAGCACAAUCCCAAUUUCACUUUCUUGCAGUGCACCAGCGCUUAUCCACUGCCGAUAGAGCACGUCAACCUCAGUCUGAUCCCUGAGUUCCAGAAGGUGUUUCCGGACAUUCCCAUUGGAUACUCUGGACAUGAGACGGGCAUCCAUGUGUCUGUGGCUGCUGUGGCACUCGGGGCGAAGGUCCUGGAGCGUCAUGUGACCCUGGAUAAGACCUGGAAAGGCAGUGACCACGCAGCUUCACUGGAGCCGGCUGAGCUGGCGGAGCUGGUGAGAGCCAUCAGGACGGUUGAGAUGGCAAUGGGCUCGCCAAUCAAACAGAUGCUGCCCUGUGAGGCUUCCUGUCACAGCAAGUUGGGUAAGUCGGUAGUGGCCCGGAAACCCUUGCAGAAGGGCGAGAUAUUAACUCUCGACAUGAUGACAGUAAAAGUGGCCGAACCGCAGGGUGUGAGACCAGAGAACAUCUUCAAACUGGUCGGCAAGAAAAUCACAGAGAACCUGGAAAAAGAUGCCACCAUCACUGAUGCCAUGAUAGAUGGCUGAUGAUUGUACACUCCAUUGUAGACUCCCAAGGGGUCUUAAAAUAUUAAAUAUUAAUAACAGUAUAUAUAUGGCAGAUUUUAAAUCACUAUUCAAUAUUUUAGCGAGGGACUGAUUUUUAUUAUAUUUUUAUUAUUUGACAUCAGAAAUAUGUAAAGAUGUUGUCUUGUAUUGAUUUUACAUAGACUGUCUGUUAUGUGUUUGCUACUUCUUGAAACUUCACUCUCACUUUUCUUUUCUUUUCUUUUCUUUCACUUUCCGAAUUUAUGGUCAUUGUAAUUGUGAAAUAAGAAUGAAGACUUUAUAAAAUAAAAUCUCUCUCAGUUGAUUUCAACUUAACUUUGA